AUGGAGCUCGCAUUAGGUCCAGUGGUGCGUUUGCGCACCCGAGCCUCGUACGCAGUCCUUAAUAGCGUUCAUAGCCUUAGUUGCAAGGUAACUUUAACUCGUGAAGCUGUAGAGGAACUUAAUUUUUGGAGAGAUAAUUUCUUUCGUUUGUGCGGCAAACCAAUCUGGAGGCCCUCUCCGAAGAUAGAGCUUUUGUCUUAUUCUGAUGCCAGCAAUGUGGGUUGGGCGGGAUUUGUUGUUCAAUUUGGUACCCUCAUCGCUAGAGGGAACUGGUUGGGUUCCGAGACCCUUUGCAGCUCUUCUUUCCGCGAGAUUCGUGCCGUUAGAUUUGUUCUUCAGUCGUUUUCCGGUCUUUUGGCGGGUAAGGAGUCGAGAAUAGAUCUGACAAUCAGAGCGUCUGCAGUAUUUUUUCCGUCGGCAGUAGUAAGCCUCAUUUGCAAAAAGAAGCGUUUGCCAUUUACAAUUUGUGCCAUGAAGCAGGUAUUCGGUUUUCUGCGGAGUGGAUACCUCGCCACUUUAAUUUCAAAGCUGAUUAUUGGUCGAAAGUUGUGGACACCGAUGAUUGGAUGCUCAACCCUGUCCAUUUUCGCCAGUUGGAUAUUCUGUGGGGACCCCACUCCGUAGAUCGUAGAUCGUUUGCGAGUCAUCAUUCUUUCCUCGAUGGUGUGUCCUGGGACCGAAACUGUUGAUGCUUUUACCGUCAGCUGGGGAGGGGAAAACAAUUGGUCGGUCCCCCCAGUGUUCCUUAUUUGCAGGGUUAUCAAUCACAUGAAACUGGGUAGAGAGCAGGGCACUCUCAUUAUCCCCUUUUGGCAAUCUGCUCAUUGGUGGCCGUUGGUGUCUCGAAGCCCCGGGGUUUUCCACCCUUUUGUUCUUGACUGGCGGGAGAUUCCUUUACAUGAGUCUACUUUUCUCCCUGGUUCCGCAGCCGGGGAUUUUUUUGGGCAUGGUAUUCCCUCGUGUAGGGUAUUUGCUUUGAGAAUUGUAUUUCCUUAGUUUUGCUGUAG
This is a messenger RNA of Porites evermanni, 1007 nucleotides long. The record is from the annotation of a GenBank genome assembly. Lineage: Eukaryota; Metazoa; Cnidaria; Anthozoa; Scleractinia; Poritidae.